AUGCCGACACUCGUGCCUGAACCUACGUUGCCGUGGAAUUACAUUGCAAAACUUGUAUGCAUAGGUGAUUCUGCAACUGGCAAGUCCAGUCUCACAGUCCGGCUUUGCGAAGGGCGAUUCUCCUCCUCUCACGAUGUCACGAUCGGUGUUGAAUUCGGUUCGCGAAUAGUGCCUGUAGGUCCGCCUGCAAAUGCAUCUCUAGGGAUGGGCAACCCGCACGGUGUCGCGAAUGGUUCCACUUCGUCGGAGCAGAAGAAGAUGAAGCUGUCGCUAUGGGACACUGCUGGUCAAGAAACAUACAAAAGCAUCACCCGGAGUUAUUUUCGUGGAGCUUCAGGAGCACUGCUGGUGUUUGACAUCACACGACGAAGCAGCUUUGAAUCAGUCACGGCAUGGCUCAAUGACCUCAGACAAAUCGCCGAAGAGGGCAUCGUGGUCAUAUUAGUUGGGAACAAGUCGGAUCUUGCAGAACAAAGCACUGAUGUCCAGGGCGGAACGAAACGUGCUGUGACGAAAGAAGAGGCGGAAGACUGGUGCCGGCGAGAGAAUGUUGUUGAAUAUGUCGAGACCAGUGCCAAAAGUGGCGAAGGCGUCGAACUUGCAUUCCUCAAAGUCGCGGAAAGAAUAUAUCAAAACAUCGAAGCCGGCAAAUAUGAUUUGAAUGACAGAAGAAGUGGUGUCAAAGGAUAUGGUACAGGAGGUGGACGAGAAGAAGGAAAGGCUCCAAGAACAGUCAAUCUCACCAUGAACGAUGCGGUCAAAAGUGGACAGGGCAGAGGUUGCUGUUGA
This is a messenger RNA of Exophiala viscosa, 789 nucleotides long. RefSeq names its product ras-like protein rab-14. Gene Ontology annotation, molecular function: GTPase activity; GTP binding. The transcript is spliced from 2 exons. Gene Ontology annotation, cellular component: Golgi apparatus. Lineage: Eukaryota; Fungi; Ascomycota; Eurotiomycetes; Chaetothyriales; Herpotrichiellaceae. The coding region runs from base 1 to 789 and encodes 262 amino acids. Gene Ontology annotation, biological process: vesicle-mediated transport. The record is from RefSeq and is a predicted model, not a curated record.